UGGUCGAUGAGGAGUGAUUGUUUUCCUAAACAACGUUUGUGUUUUCUGGUGUGUGUGAUUCAGCGGAUGUGAGGUGGCGCUUAGUCGCGUGUAGCAUCCACAUUCUCUCGGGUGGGUCAGCUGGGGUUUCGCGGUUUGUAAGGGUUGGGGACUUGUUUCGACGAGAAUCAGCUGAUCGAGCGUCGUGGCAAAGUGUCGUAGUGCCGGAUAGCUGCCUUGACAUUUGUGGCCGAUUUGGGCUGCUGUAGUUUGUUCCAGUGGUAGCCUUGGGGGUCCGCCUUCGUCGGGUUUACUUUGAGACAUGACGGCUCUUUUGUCCCAGAAACCCUUGACACUUUUUGCGUGAAGUGGGAUUGAUUUCGUCGUCUUGGUAUUUAUGGGCUUGCAGUUCAGUUGUUCUCUUGAUGGUCCCUCGGAGCAUAAUUCUGUGAAGGGAUUUUGAGGCAAAAGUCUAUUGCUUGAGAGUUAGUAGACUUAAGGAUUAUGGGCAGUUACUUGCUGGAGGUAUUCUGAACUUCUGGCUGCUGCAGAAGUUUGAUACAUGAAGCGAACCUGUGGAUACAUACCCUCGCAAAGUCAGUAGCUGCUUGUCGUCUUCUGCUUCAAGCUGUGACUCAACUGUACCAACAACUAAUGCUUGACUGGUUUCAAAGUACUGAGUACUCGUCUAAACUGCAUGCUUUGCCAUUUGUAGCGCCCAAGGCAUAAUCAUAACGUCUUUAGUCGGAGCAGAGCGACUGGUUUUACUGGGAACCGAACUCGCAGCUACUGAAACCGCAAGAAAGUUCAUCACAAAGUGAGGUCGCACAUCCAUCAUCUCAUCGAAACCUCGCAGAUCGACUGCAGGCACAACUUCGAAUUUGGACGGAUGCUUGUAUUGCAACCUAAUCCAAGAUGCUGUGAAAGCCGUACAGAGGCACCGUACGAGUUGAUUAGAGCAAAUUAUACAACUGAGGAAGUUCUGCCGCUCCUCUGAUUGCUCGCAGUGCACAGUGGUGCUAGUUUUAAUGCGAAUUUGUAAAUUAGCGCCUGCAUUUAACUGCAGUUCGCUACCCAGUUGCCAGUGUGUCACGGCGCAUGACAUUCGGUAGAGUCAAUCUCAAGUUUCGGAAGAAAAGCUUGCACGUGAUAGUAUUGCUGAAUCACUCUCUGCUGUCUGCAUCAAGAGCUUAGGUUAAGCCCAGUUUGGCUACAAGUUGGACAUUUUGUGGGCCUCCGGAAUCUUGCAGAAGCAGACAUUGCAAUUACACUUCAGAAGUACAAGGACCAUCUAGUUCUAAAAUUUACAUCCAUCAACCUCAGCGAAAGCCCGCUUUGUCCUUCUCAUGAGCAGAAAACCUUGGUUUAAGGAUUGUGAUUAGCGGAGCACGCUCAUUGCAAGGUACUGAUGGAAACGUUAACAGUGGCCGUGUGAACGUUGAUCCAAGUGCAUACUUCGAGCGAACUGUCGUGCGUAACAAGCGUUCGGUGCUGGCAGAGGGGGGCACGCGACAAUUUAAGACUGCUCAGUUAUAAACAUGCAGGUCGGCAAUCAGAGCUUUGAACAAGGAGACAGCAAUGAGGUUCGCAAAUGCACUGUCCGAGGCUGCAUUAAGUCAACCUCGGGACCAUGGAUAGUCCGCCGUCCUCCAGGAAAGGGUCAAGAAACAGCCGCAGCUGUGCUAAGGAUGCCUUCCGCACGCGAGCGCGAGAACAACAAAAGGAGGGAGAGAAGGCGGCGUGCAAUAGCCGCUAAGAUUUUUGCUGGCUUGCGCACCCAUGGGAAUUAUUGCCUUCCAAAGCACGCCGAUCAUAACGAGGUGCUCAAGGCCUUGUGUCAUGAGGCUGGGUGGCAAGUGGAAGAAGAUGGCACAAUUUUCAGGAAGGGAUCGCAGCCCUCUCCUAGGCAAGUAAUGACUGCACAGAAAACUCCUGAAGGCACGCCAUCGUGUGAGAGAUCCUUCAAGUCAGAUACUAGCCCCUCAACCUCGUGCAGCCAAGCUGGGCAAGCUAGUGAUGAACCCACGUGCACCGCUAGGAGCGACGCUGCUGAAGUCAGGCAACUUGGGAGAACAAGUGUGGAUUUUCAAUAUGAAGAUAAUAGACAGUACCUUGAUCCGCUCACCAACUUGCAAACGAUGGUAGAUCAUGCUUCGGCUGGGCAAGCAAGAAACACUCAUCCGAAUUGCGGUGAUUCUAAAAAUAGGCUAGGUUGGAAGUCUGGACCGGUUUUUCUUCUUCCAGAGCAAACGGUGAGCUUGCGUCAUCUGAGUAAUUUGAACGAUCCUCCAGUACCUACGAGCUCUGGAGCAGAAGAUGAUCGCUACGUGUGCCCAACCCGGGCGGUGAAGAACGAAUGGGAGACGACACAUGGUAUUUCAAAUGCAUUUUGUUCAGGAUUACGUACUAUGGGCAAGACCUCUCUAAUAACGUCUGCUUCGGAAAAGGACGUUUCUUCUGGGCAUGACAAGUUAUCCCCUACCCCCCAUUUUGCGGCCACCAUGAAUUCUGUAGACCUUGAUCGAUCGCUCGAAUGCAGAAGCCCUCUAGGUGUGCUGGAUCACACUACGCAGCUAGAACGCGAUCAGCCGAAUUCACACUUUAGUGUCCAGAGGCGUGGUGAUUUCACUUUAGGACCUCUACUUCAGAGGAAAACCCAAGAUCCUGAUGUAAGGAAGCAUUUCACAUUGUUUCCAAAAGCUGCUGACUUGCUUCGCCAGUCUCAUAAGGAACAAGGGGAUCAAUACUCAUGCCUCACACAUGAAAUGGUAGAUCUGACUGACGAAGCAUACGAGUCUCCUCAAGAUGGUCUCUUCUUAUGCUCCGGACGCGCUGCAGCUACCAUGAGCACAGGUUCUACUCGAGUUAACUUGCACCCAGUAAAUCUAGUGAACGAGCGCGGAGGAGCAUCAAGUAUCUCAAAUCAACACAGAAAGACUAGUGCAGAUGGACAUGCCAGGAGGGAAAUUACUGAUGAACUGGCAUUGACACUGUGCACUUCGGCGAGACAUUCUCACAGCUCAGAGUUAGGCCGAGUGGCCUAACCAACCAUAAUGCUGAAUGUGAUCAUGCCUGUAAGAGUUUCCCUUCAGUCCAACAUUGUCACCUAGUCUAGAUCAUGCGUUCCAGUCAGAGUGAAUCAUGCAGUUGAGAAAAUUUGUGUUUUAAUCUACACCUCAGCUAUGUAUUAUAGCCAAAGUCCAGGCUGUGGCAGUUGAUGAUCUUAAAACUGAGUAUGAAACGUUCCAAACUAAUGUUGGGGAGCUUGCCAGGGAGUAUUUAACGUUCUCGCGAUUGAAUGUCUCCGAGUGAGUAAGCCAGGAUCCACCUUCUUAACACUUUUUGUUUUGUUUUGUAUUUGGUUUUUUAUUUCAAUACAUGUUUUUGGACGUUAGGUAUUUCAUUAUUAGAGCUAGGAGUUUACAGGAUAAUACAGCUUAUAUCUGUAUGGAGAUUGCUGUUGUCUUUGACUUCACCAACCUUUCAACGAGUUUACUAUCGUUAUCGGUCUCAAACUUCGUAAUUAAAUUAUCAACACUCCUGUUUUUUACUGAGAUUUAUCAAAGCUGGGUCACAGAUCUUUUUAUACUGUU
Molecule: messenger RNA, 3572 nt
Organism: Physcomitrium patens
Lineage: Eukaryota; Viridiplantae; Streptophyta; Bryopsida; Funariales; Funariaceae
Biological process (GO): DNA-templated transcription; brassinosteroid mediated signaling pathway
Molecular function (GO): DNA-binding transcription factor activity
Source: RefSeq, a predicted model, not a curated record